AUGGAAAUUCCUGAGCCUAGCAAAUUGCCAUUGCUCGGACAUAUCACAUCAAUAGACAACGAAUUUCCUCUGGGGUCGAUGAUAGCACAUGCAGACCAAUGUGGCGAAGCGUACCGAUUGCGAUUUCCCGGCAGGACCGUGGUUAUCGUGUCCACACAGGCCUUGGUUAAUGAGACCUGCGAUGAAAAGCGGUUCAAGAAAUCGAUCAAUUCGGCUCUGAACAAUGUCCGCGAUGGCGUUCACGAUGGUCUUUUCACAGCGAGAAUGGGCGAGGAAAACUGGGGUAUUGCGCAUCGCAUCUUAAUGCCCGCCUUUGGCCCCUUAUCCAUCCAGGGCAUGUUUGACGACAUGCAUGACAUUGCAACUCAGCUCACACUAAAAUGGGCGCGCCAAGGGCCGGACUACGCUAUACCAGUUACAGACGACUUUACAAGACUGACCUUGGACACAUUGGCACUCUGUUCAAUGGGCUAUCGAUUCAACAGCUAUUACCAACCCGAACUGCACCCAUUUGUUGAAGCUAUGGGCGAAUUCUUGACCGAAGCCGGCGAAAAGCCUCGUCGACCGCCUAUCCCAUCUAUGUUCUACCGCACAAAGGAUCAGAAGUACGAGGCUGACAUUAAAGUCAUGAGAGAUACAGCUCGGGAAGUACUCGAAGCACGAAAGGAGGGUCAUACUGACAGACAUGAUCUCCUGGCGGCUAUGAUGAAAGGCGUGGACCCCAAGACCGGCAAGAAGAUGACCGAUGAAAGCAUCAUGGACAACCUUAUUACCUUUCUGAUUGCUGGACACGAGACCACUUCUGGUUUGCUUUCUUUCGUGUUCUAUCAGCUCUUGAAACAUCCCGAGGCCAUGCAAAAGGCAAAAGAAGAGGUCGACGACGUGUGCGGCCGUGGGCCUAUCAAAGUCGAGCAUAUGUCUAGGUUACCGUAUAUCAAUGCGGUCCUUCGCGAAACAUUGCGCAUUAAUGCCACCAUUCCGCUCUUCACGGUUGAAGCGUUCGAGGAUACAACAAUCGGCGGAAAAUACCCCGUAAAAGCUGGGGAAACGAUCGUCAAUCUCCUCGCAAAAUCGCAACUAGACCCAAAAGUCUUCGGUUCUGACGCAAACCAAUUCAAACCAGAGCGCAUGCUUGAUGAGCCCUUUGAGCGGGUGACAAAGGAGUUCCCAAAUUGCUGGAAGCCGUUUGGCAAUGGUAUGCGAGGCUGCAUUGGACGUCCUUUUGCAUGGCAAGAGUCACUACUCGUCAUGGCAAUGCUGUUGCAAACAUUCACGUUCGUUUUAGAGCCCGACUACACACUGGGCUUCAAGCAGACGUUGACCAUCAAGCCAAAAGAUAUGCACAUGCGUGCGAUACUGCGAGAUGACCUCGACCCCACUUCCCUAGGGCACAGACUUUCCGGGCAACCCGUCUCCAAGAACAAAGCUACCUCGAAAGCUGCUCACGCUGCUCAUCAGGGCAAUGGAGCUCCAUUGACGAUUCUCUAUGGCUCAAAUACUGGUACCUGCGAAUCGCUCGCACAACGUGUUGCAACUGAUGCCACUACUCAUGGUUUCAAGGUGACAAAGCUUGACUGCAUGGAUAGCGCGAAUGGUGCAUUGCCUACAGAUCAGCCCGUUCUGAUUAUCACCGCGUCCUUUGAAGGAGAAGCGCCCGAUAACGCUGGGCAUUUCAUACAGUGGAUGGAAAAGCAGGAUAAGAACAGCCAAUCAAUGAAAGGUGUAUCGUACGCUGUCUUCGGUUGUGGCAACCGGGAGUGGACCCAGACAUUCCAUCGCAUCCCCAAGUUGGUCGACACCACACUGGCUGAAUUAGGCGCAGAACGGUUGGCAGACAUCGGACUCUCUGAUGUUUCCCAAGGCCAGGUCUUUUCGGACUUCGAGAAUUGGGAAGACAACGUCUACUGGCCAGCUUUGACUGCACGUUACGAUGUGAAGGCAGAAGACCAAACCGACUCUCCCGGUGUGAAGGUUACGAUUUCUACACCCCGAGCCUCUACCCUUCGGCAGGAGGUAAAGGCAGGAGUUGUAGUCAAGACUCGAGUUCUCACAAAUGAGUCAGAGAGUGACAACUUGAAAAAGCACCUUGAGAUCCGUCUGCCAGAAGACAUGACAUACUCUCCAGGCGAUUACCUGGUCGUAUUGCCGUUCAACCCAAGGGAGACCGUUAACCGCGUGUUGCGACGUUUCAGUCUGCCCUGGGAUGCGCAGCUGGAGAUCAGCGCCGAAGGACCCACCACAUUGCCCACCAACACAGCACUUCCUGCCCAAGACAUAUUGAGCUCAUAUGUUGAGCUUUCACAGCCAGCGUCAAAGAGGAGUCUUUUACUGCUCGCUGGCUCAGCAACGAAUGGAGAGACAAACUCUGCUUUGUUGCGUCUUGCAAACGAUGCCUUUUCCUCCGAGAUUAGUGCGAAACGCGUGUCUAUACUUGACCUCCUGGAGCGCUUCUCAGAUAUCACCCUGCCCUUUGCCACAUUUAUAUCAUUGAUGCCGCCGAUGCGUGUGCGACAGUACUCCAUCUCAUCUUCUCCUAUGACGCACAGGGGUCACGCUACCAUCACCUACUCCUCCCUGAAGGAGGCAUCUCUAUCCGGGCAAGGCGUGUAUCACGGUGUAGCAUCUUCAUAUCUAUCCUCUCUCACAGAGGGAGACAACGUACAAGUAGCUGUUCGCCCCUCCCAUGCCGCCUUCAGCUUGCCCUCGGAACCAGAAACAGUACCUAUCAUUUGCAUCGCAGCAGGUACAGGGAUCGCACCAUUCCGUGGCUUUUUGGAACAACGCGCAGCAAUUCUCGCAUCAGGACGCAAGCUCGCGCCCGCACUUCUCUUCUUUGGGUGCCGAUCACCUGAUCGAGAUGAUUUAUAUCGUGAUGAACUCGACGAGUGGCAGCGUCAAGGCAUAGUUGAGGUCAGGCGAGCGUACAGCCGUGACCCCACAAAGAGCGAGGGAUGUAAGUAUGCGCAAGACAGGAUGGUACAUGACGGAAAGCUUGUUGCGAAGCUGUGGCAGGACGGGGCGAAGAUAUAUGUUUGCGGGUCAAGAGGACUCGCCGACUCGGCGAGGGAAGCUAUCAUCAAGAUCAAGCUUGAUAUAGAGAAAGGAAGCGGAGGCGACUCGGACAUGCAAAAGGCGCAGGAAUGGUUUGAUUCAUUGCGAAACAUGCGCUAUGUCACAGAUGUGUUCGAUUGA
Boeremia exigua is the source of this 3192-nucleotide messenger RNA. Its product is annotated as cytochrome P450. Gene Ontology annotation, cellular component: cytosol. The coding region runs from base 1 to 3192 and encodes 1063 amino acids. The record is from RefSeq and is a predicted model, not a curated record. Lineage: Eukaryota; Fungi; Ascomycota; Dothideomycetes; Pleosporales; Didymellaceae. The transcript has 4 exons. Gene Ontology annotation, molecular function: FMN binding; heme binding; NADPH-hemoprotein reductase activity.